Zonotrichia leucophrys gambelii is the source of this 1443-nucleotide messenger RNA. It is a transcript of the gene ACMSD, whose product is annotated as aminocarboxymuconate semialdehyde decarboxylase. The record is from RefSeq and is a predicted model, not a curated record. Gene Ontology annotation, biological process: secondary metabolic process. Gene Ontology annotation, molecular function: carboxy-lyase activity; hydrolase activity. Bases 335 to 1345 code for a protein of 336 amino acids. The transcript has 10 exons. NCBI's taxonomy places the organism in Eukaryota, Metazoa, Chordata, Aves, Passeriformes, Passerellidae. Gene Ontology annotation, cellular component: cytoplasm; cytosol.
CUUAUUUUUGACAUUUUAGAUGCUGUAUAAAAUAAAUCACUUCAGUGCCGAUAUAAACAAAUAUUUUCCCUUUGCCCUCGGUCAGCUGCUCAAGUACUUUCCCUUUGCCCUGGGGACUUUCUGCUCAAACUCUUUGUUCUUUUGAAGAGCCACUCCUCUGGAAUUAGGCUCCCUGGUUGGCCACUGUAUGCCAUUCUCCCGAUAGGACAGCAGGUGGAUCUGGGCAGCAGCCAAAGGGGACAACCUGUGACCCAGGGACAGCAGGGUCUGUCACACAGCACUGACACACAAAACUUCAGCACUGGAGGAGAAUUUCACCUCUGGCGCGUCAAAAAUGAAAAUUGACAUUCAUAGCCACAUUCUACCUAAGGAAUGGCCCGACCUGAAAAAGAGAUAUGGAUAUGGUGGAUGGGUACAGCUGGAUCAUCACUGCAAGGGACAGGCAAAGAUGAUGAAGGAUGGAAAGGUUUUUAGAGUUAUCCAAGAGAACUGCUGGGAUCCAGAAGCACGGAUUAAAGAGAUGGACCAGUCAGGAGUCACCGUCCAAGUCCUGUCCACAGUCCCUGUAAUGUUCAGCUACUGGGCCAAACCUCAGGAUGCUUUAGACCUUGCCCAGCUGUUAAACAAUGAUUUAGCUGCCACAGUAAAGAAGCACCCCAAGAGGUUUGUUGGGCUGGGCACGUUACCCCUGCAAGCUCCAGAGCUGGCUGUGAGGGAAAUGCAGCGCUGUGUGAAUGAGCUGGGCUUUCCUGGAGUGCAGAUUGGAUCUCAUGUCAAUGAGUGGGACCUGAAUGCCCCAGAGCUCCACGAUGUUUAUGCUGCUGCUGAGAAAUUAAAUUGCUGCCUCUUUGUGCAUCCCUGGGACAUGCAGAUAGAUGGGAGGAUGUCCAAAUAUUGGUUUCCCUGGCUAAUAGGCAUGCCAACAGAAACAACCAUGGCCAUUUGCUCCAUGAUUAUGGGAGGAAUUUUUGAAAAAUUCCCUAAGCUGAAAGUUUGCUUUGCACACGGAGGUGGAGCUUUUCCAUACACAGUGGGUCGAAUCUCGCAUGGCUUCAACGUGCGCCCCGAUUUGUGUGCCAUGGACAACAAGGUGGAUCCCAGAAAAUACCUCGGCUCAUUUUACACAGACUCUCUUGUCCACGACCGUGGGGCUCUAAGGCUGCUAACAAGUGUAGUAGGAGAGGACAAGGUUAUUUUGGGGACAGAUUACCCUUUUCCACUUGGGGAACUGGAACCUGGAAAAUUGAUUGAUUCAAUGGAUGAUUUUGACUAUAAACUGAAGGAUAAACUCAAGGCUGGAAAUGCUCUGGAAUUUUUGGGUCUUAGCAGAAAACAAUUUGAAUAAUUAUGAAGUACUAAAGCAGCUAAACUUCGGAAAUAAUGUCCUUGUAUUUCUGUUGGCAUGUGCAAUUGUGCAGAUGAAAAAUAAAACUGAUAAUUAUC